This is a messenger RNA of Drosophila obscura, 936 nucleotides long. Its product is annotated as calcyphosin-like protein. Gene Ontology annotation, molecular function: calcium ion binding. NCBI's taxonomy places the organism in Eukaryota, Metazoa, Arthropoda, Insecta, Diptera, Drosophilidae. The transcript is spliced from 6 exons. The record is from RefSeq and is a predicted model, not a curated record. Bases 144 to 791 code for a protein of 215 amino acids.
AAGCCGCUAAAGUAACAAGUAUCUUGCAGUUAUCCAUUCAGUGGAGCGAAAAUAAAAACAUCGAAGCCAGCGGAAGCGGAAAAGUCGGGGAAACAUACACAUUUUCUAUAUAGCCAGUGAAAAGGGCCAUUGAAAACCGCACCAUGGAAUCGCCCAACGGAGACCUUUACACGCUGGAGGCGAACCUUAUGAACAAGUCUCUGCGGGAACUGACAGAUGGCGCCGACAAGGAUCCCAUUACCAAGCUGCGUCUGCUCUGCUUCAGCCGCGGCGCAACAGGCAUCCUGGGAAUCGGCAGAGCCUUUCGGGCCAUGGACGACGAUGGCAGCAAGGCGCUCAACGAGCAGGAGUUCAUUUCGGGCAUACGCGACACCGGUCUGGAUGUGACGGAUGAGGAGAUCAGGGAGAUGUUCAACACGUUUGAUGAAGAUGGCAGCGGCUCCAUUAACAUGACUGAGUUUCUGGUCAAACUGCGCCCUCCCAUGCCAGAGUGCCGCGUGGGCAUUAUCGACCAGGCCUUUGACAAGAUGGACCGCGACGAUGAUGGCAUCAUCACCGUUGCCGACCUGAAGAACGUUUACUCGGUGAAGGAGCAUCCGAAGUACCAGAGCGGCGAGAUGAGCGAGGAUGAGAUACUCACGGACUUCUUGCACAACUUUGAGGGCGGUCGUGGCAAUCUGGAUGGGAAGAUAACCCGGGAGGAGUUUAUCAACUAUUAUGCCACCAUCAGUGCCUCCAUCGACAACGACAUGUACUUUGAUCUGAUGAUGCGUAGAGCCUAUGCCAUGUAACUGAAGGGAUUACAGUUCCAGCACUCGAACCACUUAAAUCUCAAUAGCUUGUCUAGUUUUAGAUCCUUCAUGCUUCAUGCUUCAUGUUAUAUUUAUACUAUAGACUCCCCAGAAAAUAAAUAAAAAUCCCCUUGUUACAAUUAAA